ACUUUACCCAACUUAUAUCAAUGAACAAACUCAAAAACACCUUAUUAAGGUCAAAUAAAACUGCACAGCAACCUCUUUCGAAACUUUUAGAGGAAGAUGAUAACGCAGUAAAGCAGUCUUCUCCCGCCGUCCCACAGUUGAAGCUGUCAGCCUUGGCGGAGCAUGAGCGACUUCAGUAUUUCUCAUGGUGGAAGGAUCUUGACCCUUUCAAUAUUGGGGUACUAGAUAACAAAACUAUACUGAGAUUUCUACAAGGGUGUCAUAUCACCGACGAGGUUCUAGAGAAGAUAUUACGUUUAUUCGAUACUGCUACCGAUGGCUUGAAGGAAGAGCAAUUUUAUGCUAUGCUUAGACUGAUUGCUCAUGCUCAGAAUGGUCGCAGGGUCACUCCUGAGCUGGUUCACCUUGGAGCACCUGUUCCGCGGUUUGACGUUCACACCAUCGAUGCUCUUAUUAAAAAGCCGCAGCAAUCUUCGGCUGUGCCAUCUAAUGACAAUCAACCAUGGCCUACCACCGGAAUGAAUCACCAUCAGCCAAUUCCAAAUAACUCGGACCCUGCCUGGUGGGCUCAGCAGCAGCAACAACAACAGCAAGCCCAGCAACAACAAACCACUCCGCAAGAACCGUAUAUCCCACCGCCAAGAAUGGAGCGUUCAAACGCUCCUGGCCCGUUACCCUCCUUGCCAAACUCUGGCGGGUUUCCCCAACAGCAUAUCGGCUCCCGACCUUUAUCACAGUAUGGAUACAAUGGUUAUGUUAACCCGGCCGCGUCGCCGAAUAGCGUAUCGCCUCCCCAACCUCCGUUUACCAACGGCUCAGAUGGCGGUGCUUUGACGGGCUAUAUACCCUCAAAACGGUUUUCGGCUAUGAUGACGCCGUCCGAUGUAAAUUUUCUCGCAUUUAAUCCUCCGUCUGAUGGCUCUAUGCAGCAGCAGCAACAACAACCUUUCGGUAGUCUGUCCUCUUCGGCGUCGGGAUGGGUAGAUACGCAAAUGUCUUGGCAGGCUACUCCAACCCCACAGGAUGGGCAACCUUCUUGGCAUGCCAACGUAGGUGACCGUCGGUCAUGGGUGCCGGAGCUACCGCAAUAUAAUCAGCAGCCUCUUUGGGUCAAUCCUGAACCACCCACCAUGCUGCAGUUGGAUAUCGAAAAUAAACUCCCUCCAUCUACCGGUAAUCAAGCUGGAAAGACGGUUUAUUCUCAUGGAAGGUCGCGGUCUGUGCCUCAUGCGUCCACGAACUCGCCUCUCUUGACCGAGCUAAACGAGCCACUCAUGAUGAGUAAACCACACACAGCAUCAGAAUUAGACGAUAUGCAAGACAUGGACAGUCCCUUUUCUGGCUCUUCUGUAUCCAGGUCUCAGUCAAGACCACCCGUUACGCAAAGAGCUUCUAUGGACCCUGACUCGUUCCAAAAGCUGUUAACCAAGAUCGAUCGUGGAGAAUCACUGCUUCUUACUAAAGGACUUGAUUUUGACUCGGGAAAAUCUUUAAACCCAUUUAGACGAAGUGCUACCAUCUCACACAGCUCCAGGCGCAGAGUUUAUUCAAAUGAUGAAGACUCUGACUCCGAAGGCCCGUUUGCUGAUCAAGGUCAAUCAAGUCCUGUUCAGCGUAAUUCUAGAGUUCGCUCCGAAAGUCUUUUGAAGGCUUUUGACGAUGUUAUUCCUGAUAAUCUCAGUUUCAUUCACCCUAAUGCGCAACGCAACCAGUAUAACCUGUCGCCACCUCCUAUACCCAGUCAAUUAACUAAACCUAACAGUCUCAAAUACGCACGUAAUCGAACGGGAUGAAGUUUAAUUGUAUUAUUCUUCCCAUCAUAACCCGUAAUCGUUGUAAACAUUCCUUCACUACCCUUCCCAAUCUUUCAAAAAAAAAAAAAAAUACACAAUAAACCAAAAUGUAUUGCUUUGAUUUCAGCAUUUACCGUUCCAACCCAGAAUCUCGGAGAACCAAA
Messenger RNA from Umbelopsis ramanniana AG, 1957 nucleotides. RefSeq lists its product as uncharacterized. The coding region runs from base 21 to 1793 and encodes 590 amino acids. NCBI's taxonomy places the organism in Eukaryota, Fungi, Mucoromycota, Umbelopsidomycetes, Umbelopsidales, Umbelopsidaceae. The record is from RefSeq and is a predicted model, not a curated record. The transcript is spliced from 3 exons.